AUGGUGGAUGAUCAUGUUGCUGACGCUCCUGUUGACGCUCCACUCUUGAUAGAGGAUCCUGUUGUUGCACCAUUUCCUGAUCCUAUGCCGGUGCUGUUCGACCGUGCACCUUUUGCUACCCAUAUAGAUCCACGUUACGCCGACACACGUAACGGGUGGAUUGAUGACGAUGACGAUUACCCACCUUUUGUGCGACCUGUUACACCUCCAGUAGCCCCCGUUUCAGCACCCAUUUCUGCACCCACUGAUAUCCCACUAUUUCCCCCACACACAACAGAUGCUCAUCGCACUGUUACGUUCCUUCAGGACAUACCGCCACCGUGUCCUGGAGAGGGGUCAUCUAGACAGCCGCCUGUUCCUAUUCCACCCAUGCUGUCAUCACCUUUUCCAUUUGUAUCACAGUUUCCCCAUGUUGCACCACCUACUGCACCAUCCUUCACUCCAUCUAGCGAGCCAUUUCUAUGGACUACGCCCCCUAUUAUGCAACUGUCUGACCCGUAUCACCCAUAA
This is a messenger RNA of Helianthus annuus (common sunflower), 510 nucleotides long. Its product is annotated as proline-rich protein 36-like. The record is from RefSeq and is a predicted model, not a curated record. The transcript has a single exon. Lineage: Eukaryota; Viridiplantae; Streptophyta; Magnoliopsida; Asterales; Asteraceae. Bases 1 to 510 code for a protein of 169 amino acids.